This is a messenger RNA of Prorocentrum cordatum, 462 nucleotides long. NCBI's taxonomy places the organism in Eukaryota, Dinophyceae, Prorocentrales, Prorocentraceae. The record is from the annotation of a GenBank genome assembly.
AUGAAGCGGCAAAGAGAUGAAACUGUCGUUUCCAUGGUGGAGGCGGGUUUGCUGCUUGGAAAGUGGCCAUGGCAAUGUCUGUCUGCAAUGCGUCUCCCAGGCCGUGGUGCAGGCUGGAGCCGCAUGCAGGCACCCACUCCGACAGGCGGUCCAUCCAAGAUCAUUGUCUCCACCGGCAAACUCCCAUCCAUUGUGCAGCGCGAGACGGGCAUCAAGCUCAUCAAGCGCGCCACUGGGGAAUUGUGCUCCAACGAGAAGUUCCGCAUCGACCGCGAGAGAGACUUGUUCACGCUUAAUUGGAAGGCCCUGGCCAAAAACACGCCGCAGCCAGGGAAUGAACAACCGAAGAUCGAGCACUCCUUCGCAAGCUUGCGCUCGGCCAGCCUGGACCAGGAUCGGCUGCGGCAGACAUUCCAGCCGCUCUUUGCCGCUGCCUCAGCGGACCAAGAGUGGAGUCUUUAG